UUGUUUUUCUUGCGCACCUCAACAGUUGAACGUCCCGACAGGACCGCCGGUCUUAUCUAAUGGCACUCGGCGCCCUUAUCUCAAUGUUGAUGGGAUCGACGGACGAUCCAUUCAAACGAAUUCAACAGAUUGCUUUGAAGACUUCCAUUCGAUUCGAUUCUAUCGUCUAGGAAAAUCUACUCUAACAAAACAACAAAACCAACAAAAAGAAGAAACAUGAGGAGCAGUCAACUGGUUCGAAUUGGUCUGCUGGUAGUGUCAUCGUCGUCUUCCCUAGUGGUAUCUCAAGAAGAAAAGGAGUCGUCAUUACAUCAUCUCAGGACGGCCACGCGAAGAAAUCAAGAGGAAGAUGGCACUGUGGAUUUAGAGCAAGAAUCCAACACUGUGGUAGGAGGCACCACCGCAUCGGAUGGAGAGUUUCCUUUCUUUGCCCUCUUUGGGGAUACCAAUUGUGGUGGAACAAUGAUCUCCGACAACAGAGUGCUUACGGCUGCCCAUUGCGUCGCUUCUGGAGCUCCCAGAUCCGUCCGAGUUGGAGCUUCUACUACCAGCAAUGGCGUCGAGGUUGGCGUGUCAUGUUCCAAAACUCACCCUGACUGGAACUCGGAAACACCAUUCAUCAAUGACGUUGCAGUACUAAAGCUUUUCGGAUCAACCACUGUCAGCCCCUUUGCCACCCUCAACACCAACACGGCCACUCCUGCUGGAGGAGCAGAUGUGCUACUCGUUGGCUUUGGACAGACCACUGCAGGAUCCUCGACGGGAACGGGCUCCGAUACACUACAAAAGCUCACGUAUAGUGCCAUCUCAGAUACUGAUUGUGCUACAGCUUGGGGGAGCCGCGUUUCCGCCAGUUCGAAUAUUUGCGCUCAGAACACUGCUACUACAGGAGCCUGCUUCGGUGACUCUGGUGGCCCUCUAAUGGCCACAGACAAAACCACUCAAUUGGGACUGAUUUCGGGGGGAUCCUCCAAUUGUGCCAGCGGCGGAGUGCCAGAUGUGUAUACGGAAGUUGCCAACUUCAAUGGUUGGAUCACAGAACAGUUGACAGAUAGCUCCUGCGACGCAUGUCCCUACUCGCAAGGAUGCUUGGAAGUGGUCCGUCGCUGGAUGGCGCAAGCUGCACACCGGUUCUCUUGGUAAUUUAAAGAAGUCAAUUGAAUUGCACUGCCUCUGCGAAUCUUAGCAGCAGCGACAGUCUACUACUUUUUACAAUCCGCAGCGAAAGGGAAACGUGGUGGUUCAAAGGGACAGUGAUGACAGUAGUGUUACGUUUGGAGACAAGAAUAUCGCAUGCUCAAGGAUGCAAGCUUGCACAAGGAAAUCGGAAGCAUGGUUGUUUGCACGUCGUCGCUAGCUACUGACACUCGAUCGAUGACUGGUUUUCCACCAUUGUUCAGAGCCUCCCUGAAGCAUCUAGUAUCAGGCGCCGGCACCAGGGUCAUUGAACCUCUUCUCAACCAACAUUUCUCCUGGCUUGCCAGCUAGCUAGUUAGUCAUCGAUGUAUUUUUGUGGUUUGCGAGCAGUAGCAAUAGAUAGCUAGUCCUCCUUUUUGAGAGGCUCCAUGGCUUCAGUUCUCUCAGAGCUGCCAGCCACGAGUCGGAUGGGAGCAGGUAAUCGUGGUGGAUGACGAGAAGUUUGACAGAGUCCAUUGGCCUGGUCCUGUAGUUAGCUACAUCGGUCUCACGCCUACUAUCCCUCAUCAGCACAGCCAGCCAGCAAACGAGCCACUGAC
Seminavis robusta is the source of this 1736-nucleotide messenger RNA. The record is from the annotation of a GenBank genome assembly. NCBI's taxonomy places the organism in Eukaryota, Bacillariophyta, Bacillariophyceae, Naviculales, Naviculaceae.